Molecule: messenger RNA, 2580 nt
Organism: Tetrahymena thermophila SB210
Lineage: Eukaryota; Ciliophora; Oligohymenophorea; Hymenostomatida; Tetrahymenidae
Product: kelch motif protein
Exons: 5
Molecular function (GO): protein binding
Source: RefSeq, a predicted model, not a curated record
AGCAACGGAAUCAACAAGAAAAUCUUACAAUAAACUAAAAUCAAAAAUUAUUUAAGAAAUUUAAUACUUUGUUUUAUUAAAGUUAAGACAAAAUUUUCAAAAAGGCUUACUAAUAAUAUAGAGCUCCAAACAUUUCAGACAACAUUUCACUCAAAAUCAAAAUAGGAAUAGUUCAAGGAAAACAUUUGUGAAUAAAAUUUACUUUUUAAAAUGAGCAGAAACAACAGUCCUAAUAAAAUAUUUGAUAAUUAUCAGUAGAAUCCUUACUUAGCCAAUGCUUAGAAUAGCACAAAUAAUACUUAGCUAGUCUUUUAAAGCAAUUUAAAUCAGUCUAAUAAUUAGUUGCGUCCACAAUAGAAUAUUAUAAUAAAUAACAAUAAACUUUCUCAUUCUAGAUUAACAUAGGUAGCUUAGUAGUAGAAUUAAAAUGUGCAAAACAUUUAGUAAAUUUUUAGUUAAUAAUGUAUUUAUCAUCCAGAAAUGAUAAUUACAAAUUUUUGUAAGAAAUCUCUGAUGCCUCUUUGUCCAAAAUGUAUUACAAGCUAUUUAAAAAGCAGAGAGAGCAACAAUUAACCUGUAGAAAUAGAAAACAUAGAUAAAAUACAAACUGAAUGCAAAGAAGCAGUGUAAGAAUUAGAGGAAUUGUAUGCAUCUGAUCUAAAAAAAUUACGCGAUGCUAAGGAAUAAAAAGAAAAUAUUUAAGUAAACUUAGCUGAAAAGAUUUUAUUUGCUAAGAAUAAAGUCAUAAAAGUUAUUGAUAGCUACUUUGAGAAUUUAGAAAAUGAUCUAGGAAAGCAGUUGCACUUUAAAAGAACUCAUUUCGAAAAAGAACUCAAUAUGGCUGAAGGAUUUGCUUAACAAAAACACCAAGAAUUGCACUCAAUCAAGCAAAAAUUAGAUGGACCUAAGUAUCUUAAAUAUAUUCUCCGUUUGUUAAGUGAAAACUUUUUCGAUGAGAGCGCUCACUACCAUUAAGAAUGUGAGUAAUUCAUUUAGCUAAUUUCUAAGAAAAGCAUAGAUGUCUUUACAGAUGAUAGCAAACUCUAUAAUUUAAAUAUUGAAUUAGCAAAGUUUGCAAGUAUUAAAAAUUCUGAAAUCUUUUAUGAUGAAGAUGAUUUAAAUUUCAAUUUUGAAGAUAAGAAUCCUUACACAGCAACCAACUACAACUAACCUUAAAAUACUCUAUAUUAAUCAAAGCUAAAUGAAAAUCCUCAAUAGUAGUAGUUUUCACAAUAACCACUCAAUACAAACUAGAAUAAUAAAAUGUACUAAAAUUAGUUAUCAAAAUCUGCUUAAAACAUAAUUGCAAACCCUCAAUAAAAUAACCGUGCUAGUCCUUUUGAUGUGUCUGUUAAUUAAAGUCCUAUAAAAGCAACUAAAUAUAAUGUUUUACCUCCACAAGAUUAAUCUAGAGCUAUCCAACAAUCUCAAAAUCCAUAUUUGAGUGAUAAUAAUCCUGUCCUAGCUUAAAGGUAAUAAUAAGAAGUAUAAUAAGACAUACCCAAGUCUGUUCCCAUCCCAUCUAAGCCAAGUCCAAAUUCUGACUUUUUGGGUAGCUUUUAAAAAUAAGAAUUCCCAAAUUAAAAUGUAGCUGCUCCAUUACAAGCUUCAAUGAAUUAAUCAUUCAACCCAAGGACAAUCGUAAAUAAGAACUAUUUUGAUUAGUUCUGUCAUCAAAAGUAUAUUUAUUAUUUCUAACCUGGAACUAACGAAUUAUAUUUCAUCGAUCUAAACACAAUCGUAAAUGACAACUAGAUUGUUAAUAUAAGAUGGUAAAAGAUAGAAUUAGAUAUUUCCUUUAAAAUUCCUAAUGACCACCAAACAGUAAUCACUCCUUAAGGUGAUGUGUAUUUAUGUGGUGGUAUUGAUCCUCAGACAAUGUAAGUAUGGAGUGAAUGCUAUAAAGUAGACUUUAAGUACAGAACCCUUGAAAAAAAGCCAAGUAUGAUGGUACCUAGGUUCCUUCACGGACUAGUUUACUUGAAUAAUGCUUUGUAUGCAUUAGGUGGCUUCGAUUAAUAACAUUAACUUCUUGAUAAGUGUGAACGCCUUAACUUAUCUGAUAGAUAAUGGGUAAAAAUUGCACCUAUGAUUGGAUAAAGUGCUUAGAUGGGUGUUUGUGUAUAUAAAAAUAAAUAUAUUAUCGCUUUUAGUGUUGCAGUCUAACCAAAGAUCAAUCUCAUCCAGUAUUAUGAACCAAUGUUUGACUAGUGGAGAGAAGUUAUGCUUUCUCAUGAAUCUGGAUUGCUUUACUCUGAAUUCCUCAUCAGACCUUCUUGUGGAGUUGCAUAAAUUAAUGACAGUGGAUCUAUUAUUGUAUUUGGUGGUGAUGAAACUUCAAGGGAUUAAGUAUAUGAUCAAUAGAAAUCUCUUCCAAAUAACUUUGUGCUUACAUUAAAAAGCGAAAGCUAAGCAUUAUAAUUUACUGUUGGACUUGGUAGAAAUCCAGUAGAGUUAUUUAACACUUCAAUAAAAGGUCUUUCUUAUUGCCAUAAUGGUAGGGUUUUUACAACUAUGGAGCAAAAAAAUACUUAAAAAGUAGUGGCUUUCAGUAACGGAAGCUGGAUUAAGUAAGCUUGA